This is a messenger RNA of Chinchilla lanigera (long-tailed chinchilla), 4492 nucleotides long. RefSeq names its product dipeptidyl-peptidase 6 (gene Dpp6). The record is from RefSeq and is a predicted model, not a curated record. Gene Ontology annotation, molecular function: serine-type peptidase activity; dipeptidyl-peptidase activity. NCBI's taxonomy places the organism in Eukaryota, Metazoa, Chordata, Mammalia, Rodentia, Chinchillidae. The coding region runs from base 419 to 2833 and encodes 804 amino acids. Gene Ontology annotation, biological process: proteolysis. The transcript is spliced from 26 exons.
CGCGGCUCGGGCUCCGCAGGGAAGAGCCGGGUCGCGCAUCCCGGCUCCCCACACACCUCCUCCGCCCCCUCCUCCGAUCUCCCGGAUUCGCCCAGCCUCUGGGUCCGUGCGCUGCGCCGGCUCCGGGGAGGCGGCCCUGAGCUGGACGCCCUCGAAGCCGCAGGCGCCGGCUCGGGUCGCUCCGCCGUCCGAGCGGCCGUGACUCCUUCUCCGGCUCUGGGCUGCGGCUCUCGGCGUCCCCGGGAGAGGAGCCCUGCAGAUACCCGCGCCCCUCGCCGGCUCGCUCGCUCGCGCCGGGGGACCGCGCCGGCCGGCGAGGACCCUCGCACCUCCCGGGGGCGCGCGCUGCGGCCGCCGCCUCCCCGCGCCCGGCAAGUUUCACCGCUAGAGGAUCCGGAACUUCCAACUUCGUGUGGACAUGAAUCAAACAGCUGGAGCCUCCAACAACGUCAGGUGCCCCCCAGGGAAAAGCCACAAGGAGCUGGUCGGGAGUAAUCCGCCACAGAGGAACUGGAAGGGCAUCGCGAUUGCACUGCUGGUCAUUCUGGUCAUCUGCUCCUUGAUCAUCACCUCGGUCAUCCUGCUGACACCAGCGGAAGAUAAUAGUCUAUCGCAAAAGAAGAAGGUCACCGUGGAAGAUCUUUUCAGUAAAGAUUUCAAAAUCCAUGACCCAGAAGCAAAGUGGAUAAGCGAUAAAGAAUUCAUCUACAGAGAACGGAACGGAUCUGUGAUACUGCGGGAUGUCGAGACCAAUUUUUCUGAAGUGUUAAUAGAAGGCAAAAAAAUUGAAUCGCUAAAAGCCAUCAGAUAUGAAAUAUCUCCCGAUAGAGAAUAUGCACUUUUUUCCUACGACGUGGAGCCGAUCUACCGGCACUCCUACACUGGAUAUUAUGUCCUGAGCAAAAUUCCUCAUGGGGACCCUCAGAGUCUGGACCCCCCAGAAGUCAGCAAUGCAAAGCUUCAGUAUGCAGGGUGGGGCCCCAAAGGCCAGCAGCUGAUCUUCAUCUUUGAGAACAACAUCUACUACUGCGCACAUGUGGGAAGGCAGGCCAUCCGUGUGGUCUCCACAGGGAAGGAAGGCGUCAUCUACAAUGGCCUCAGCGACUGGCUGUACGAAGAGGAGAUCCUGAAGACCCACAUCGCACACUGGUGGUCUCCAGACGGCACAAGGCUGGCCUACGCCACCAUCAACGACUCCCGUGUACCCGUGAUGGAGCUGCCGACCUACACGGGCUCAGCGUACCCGGUGGCGAAGCCCUAUCACUACCCCAAGGCAGGCAGUGAGAACCCCAGCAUCUCCCUGCAUGUCAUCGGCCUCAAUGGGCCCACCCACGACCUGGAGAUGACACCACCGGAUGACCCCCGGAUGAGGGAGUACUACAUCACCAUGGUGAAGUGGGCCACCAGCACCAAGGUCGCCGUGACCUGGCUGAACCGGGCGCAGAACGUGUCCAUCCUGACCCUCUGCGACGCCACCACGGGGGUCUGCACAAAGAAACAUGAGGAUGAAAGUGAAGCCUGGCUCCACAGACAGAAUGAAGAGCCUGUGUUCUCCAAGGAUGGCCGGAAGUUUUUCUUCGUCAGAGCAAUCCCACAGGGGGGACGAGGAAAAUUCUAUCACAUCACGGUGUCGUCAUCCCAGCCCAACAGCAGCAAUGACAACAUCCAGUCCAUCACCUCCGGGGACUGGGACGUGACCAAGAUCCUGUCCUACGACGAGAAGCGCAAUAAGAUCUACUUCCUGAGCACGGAGGACCUGCCGCAGAGACGCCAGCUGUACAGUGCCAACACAGUGGGCAACUUCAACAGGCAGUGCCUGUCCUGCGACCUGGUGGAGAACUGCACCUACUUCAGCGCCUCCUUCAGCCACAGCGCCGACUACUUCCUGCUGCAGUGUGAAGGUCCUGGGGUGCCCACGGUGACCGUGCACAACACCACGGAUAACAAGAAGAUCUUUGACCUCGAAAUGAACGAACACGUGCAGAGGGCUGUCAGUGACCGGCAGAUGCCUAAAAUAGAGUACAGGAGAAUCGAGGUCGAUGACUACAACUUGCCGGUGCAGAUCCUGAAGCCGGCCACCUUCACGGACACGUCCCACUACCCCUUGCUGCUGGUGGUGGACGGCACUCCGGGCAGCCAGAGCGUGGCCGAGAGGUUCCAGGUGACGUGGGAGACAGUGCUGGUGAGCAGCCACGGGGCCGUGGUGGUCAAAUGCGACGGCCGAGGCAGCGGCUUCCAGGGCACCAAGCUCCUGCAGGAAGUGAGGAGGCGGCUGGGCUCGCUGGAGGAGAAGGACCAGAUGGAGGCCAUGCGGACUAUGCUGAAGGAGCAGUACAUUGACAAGACGCGGGUGGCCGUGUUCGGGCAGGACUACGGCGGGUACCUGAGCACCUACAUCCUCCCGGCCAAGGGGGAAAACCAAGGGCAGAUGUUCACCUGCGGCGCGGCCCUCUCGCCCAUCACGGACUUCAAGCUCUACGCGUCUGCAUUUUCCGAACGGUACCUGGGCCUCCACGGACUGGACAACAGGGCGUAUGAGAUGACCAAGGUGGCCCACCGUGUGUCGGCGCUGGAAGGACAGCAGUUCCUCCUCAUCCAUGCCACCGCAGACGAAAAAAUCCACUUCCAGCACACAGCAGAGCUCAUCACACAGCUCAUCAAGGAAAAGGCUAACUACAGCUUACAGAUAUACCCAGACGAAAGCCACUACUUCCACAGCCCCGCCCUCAAGCAGCACCUCUACCGGUCCAUCACCAACUUCUUCGUGGAGUGCUUCAGGGUCCAGGACAAGCUCCCGACAGCCACCGCAAAAGAGGACGAGGAGGAGGACUAACUCGGGCAGCCCCGAGCACAGAUGGCUCUCUCCACAGCAAGAUGCGAAGAGGAAUCUCCUGCCGCCCCUCUGCCCUCGGGGCGGGUGGGGCAGAGGCCCGGACCUUCCCUAGCAUGUGUGUCUCGGAUGCAGAGGGCGGUGUGGCAGGGAGAAGCGUCCCACGCAGCCCGGAACCCCCGUUCAGCACCACCUCCUCCUUUUGGCCCCACAGUGACAGGCACGCCCCACAGCCCUCCCCAGGGGACACAGCAAAGGACAGAGGGCAGUGAGGGCCACCUUGGAGCCCAAGAAGCCAGCCCUUGAGUUCAAGCGGCCAACGAGCAGCAUUAGCCCCGCCCCUCUGCGUCCAGCACCACAUUCCAGCACACAGCAGCCGUGCAAGGGCUCUGCGGUGGAAACCCCCAGGGGGACACGCAGAGCCGGGGUUCGGGCGUGCAUGGUUAGAGCCCGGCCUGGCCCCUCUGUAAUUAGGACCUCCGACCCGUUCGGGCUGCACCAAGAAAACAGACCCUUUCUGUACAAAGUAUCACUGUAGCAAUGCUAAUGGUUCGCCGUCUAGAAUUCAUUCAUGUCUGCCUAUGUUUUAAUCUGAGGAGCAUUGUGUAUGCUCCCGGGGUUGUUUGCUUGUGUUUCGCUUUUUGCUUUUUCUCUUCUUUUUUUUUCCCUGUUAAUGCUUUGUUUCGCUUUCCACUUGCCAUUUGUUUGGGUGGAGAAAGAGAGCUGAAGUCCCCGCUCCCUCCUCCCUGCUGUCCUCAGACUUGGUGGCAUUUUAAACACCAAGGGGGAAGAACAUCCGCUACUACCCAGGAACAGGAAACGUCCAUAAACCCUCUCUCCCGCUGCGCUGCGUUAGGCUUUGUCUGUAGAUCAACACUGUCCGUUCACAUCUGUCCUUGAAACUGUCCUUUUCCUCCUUGGUGAUCUGGCAAGUCUCGUCUGAUGACAUGUGGUUAACAAGUAUGGAAAGACCGUGUCAGCGCACCGCGAGGCGUGCUGAGGAAGCUGGAGUCUCAGUCACAGAAAUCCUACGCAAAGGCCUGAAGGCGCCCUCGCUAUCCUGGGGGCAGGAAGGGUGACACUGGUCUCCGUCGGCCCUGUAAGAUCCACGCUGACCGGAUGUACAGCCGCUGUCUCCCAUGUAUAUGUCAUUUCGUUGUAUAUAAGAAUGGAAUGUGUGUCCAGCGUUUGUGAUGCCCCCCUUGCAUGUGGACACCGUGGCUGACCUGGACUCUAGAAGCAUCAGCCUGGAAUACAUCAGUCCCCACCUUUUCCUUACGGGCUUGGUGACGGCCUGAUUUCCAGCUUCUGGUCCUGCUGGGGGUGUCCUUGGCAUCCUGUCUACAGAGGAGAAGUGUCCAUAUCGCUUUACGGUGUUGGGGGCUUUGUUCCAUCCGUAUGAGCUUUGAACACCAGCUCUAGCCAGGUCUGCGGGAGGAGCUCCGUCCCGGGGUGGCUCGGGGGUGACACUUGGCCGUGCGUGAAGAGGAGCCAUGCGCUGGCCACCAGGACGGGUCUGCGUGCUGCCUGGCUGUGCUUCUGCUGUUCCAGUGAGGUCUGGAUAGGGACGCCGGCUCUGGCCCCAAGACCUGGUCGGAGGGACGUGGGGAUGUGGCAUGGUAGCGUCUGUUCAUCCAUGGAAUAAAACAUUAUUUUACCACU